GUCUGUGAAAGCUUCACAUUAAAACAUGCAACUGGUCACCAAACUGAGUCCACGAUGUCUUUCAUCGACAUCUCUUCGCGCUGGUUGCAGGAGUUAUGCUAUCGUCGGGACGACCACUUUCAUCGGUAAACCGCCAAAGUUACCAGCCAAUGCAGACACUCCAGCUCCUCCGCUGCCAACUCCUUCCGGUCUAAACAAGCGCAUUCUAUCAGCUCUUGAUGGCAAGAGUCCUUCCCUGCCUACACUCAUCGACCAGUAUACCGACCACUCUGGGACCGUGCUUGAUGUUUCCUUACCUUAUGAAUCAAGACCGUCGAGUCAGAGACGGACCAAAUUCGAUGCUUCUGAUGAUUCAGACGUUAUCAUGGUUGCACACGCCGUACAGAAUGGCGCACAACAUAAAGUAACAGUGUGUUCAGGGUUCGCACUUGAUGUCGCUCGUGAGGAGGAGCAACCAUCGGAAGAGACUCUGAUUGUUACUUGCGCGCAUACGUUGGAAGAGAUUCGCCAUUCCCCUGUCCUGACCACCCUACCCCCGAGUCCAAUUCUUACCACAUCCAGCUCUUCAAAGUCAGGCUCUCUUAUCAUAUCAGGAACGUCUGAAUCACUUGCUUUUCAUCCUGUCACCUCUGUCCCUUCAGCAUUACACCGAGCAGAUCUACUCCUUCUCUCAACCUCGAAGUCUGCUGUGAGCAGCGGUAUCCGCACGCUUCCAAUCUCUCCUUAUCCUGCUCAACCCGGUGCAUCUAUUCGCGCUCACUUCAUAGUCGACAAACAACCAAACGAAGAAGGCUGGAGACCCUGGAUCGGUGGUACGUGGAGUAAAUGGGUGAAGGGUACUGUGCUAGGGUAUCGUGACUUUGCAGGUCGAGAAGCACAUCCUGGUACAUAUGAUGCAUUGACGCAUCUUUUGUUCAAACCGCUGCCUACCCCUGGGUCAAGUGGUGGUCCUAUAAUUGAUGAAGAAAGCGGAGCUGUGGUCGGGGUAGUUCUUGGGUCGCGGAUGGACAAUAGCAUUGAAGGCGUGCGCGGCUGGGGCGUACCAUCUGAGACAAUCUUUGAGAUGUUCAGCUUGCCGGGGUUACAACUUAAGAACAAGAGCUAAGAUUGCUGUUGUUCACAGUCCGUGUAUCAAAAUACGCUACUCCGUCAUAAUCUAUAGACAAGCAUUCCGAGGGCUUUGCGGCAUAAAAGGAGAGGGGUGAAAGCGAGCCAUGGAUGCAGGGGAACCGUCUGAUCGGAUUUCAGGAUUUCGGCUCUUACCAAACGUAUACGGCAGUGUGUCAAGAGCUUGUUGCUCGUUGCAUUCAGCGUAGUUCUAUCUUUAGGUGCCCAUCCCCUCACAACAUGGAAUACCACAUUGUCUCGAUCACGAGAUGCCGGCUAAUGAUGUAAUUCACCGAAAUCAGGAGGGGCAACUAACUGUCAUGCAGCGUCAAGUGCAGCGUUCUCGACGUCAAGCUACUCUACCCUGGCUACUAUAAAUUACUAUCCUCACCUUC
Molecule: messenger RNA, 1502 nt
Organism: Somion occarium
Lineage: Eukaryota; Fungi; Basidiomycota; Agaricomycetes; Polyporales; Cerrenaceae
Source: the annotation of a GenBank genome assembly